Molecule: messenger RNA, 1428 nt
Organism: Camellia sinensis
Lineage: Eukaryota; Viridiplantae; Streptophyta; Magnoliopsida; Ericales; Theaceae
Gene: VDAC4
Product: voltage dependent anion channel 4
Biological process (GO): monoatomic anion transmembrane transport
Cellular component (GO): mitochondrial outer membrane
Molecular function (GO): voltage-gated monoatomic anion channel activity
Source: RefSeq, a predicted model, not a curated record
UGUAACUCUUUUCGCUAUCUCACCCUGACCUGUGCGCUUCGCCUCCGCUUGUAGCCCCCCUCGUCUCUCUCUCUCUCUCUCUUUCUCUCUCUCUACGCCUCGCUGUGUGUGUACGACGGUUCGCCUGAAACCUCGCCGGGGUUCGCCGGCGAUCGUCGUCUUCUGUUGUGAUAGCAUAGAUUUCCAUUUUUGAUUUUUGGAUUAGAUAUGGGGAACGGUCCGGCUCCAUUUUCAGAUAUUGGCAAACGAGCAAAAGAUCUGUUGACCAAAGAUUACACUUAUGAUCACAAGUUUACCUUUUCCGUUCCGAGCUCUACCGGGAUGGGACUUACUGCUACUGGUGUGAAGAGGGAUCAAAUAUUUGUUGGUGACAUAAGUACCCUGUACAAGAGUGGAAAUACCACAGUGGAUGUGAAAGUUGAUACCUAUUCUAAUGUAUGUACAAAAGUGACUCUGAAUGACAUAUUACCCUCCACCAAAGCAGCAUUUAGCUUCGACAUACCUGAUCACAAGUCUGGAAAGCUGGAUGUGCAGUACCUUCAUAAUCAUGCAGCCAUCAACUCCAGUAUUGGCUUGAACCCUGCCCCUCUUUUAGAGGUUGCUGCUGCACUUGGCAACAAAGAUCUAUUUAUUGGUGGGGAAAUUGGAUUUGAUACUGCUUCCGCAUCAUUCACCAAGCACAAUGGUGGGAUUGGCUUUAACAAGACAGAUUUCUCUGUGGCACUUAUACUAAUGGACAAAGGACAGACACUGAAGGCAUCUUACAUUCACACUGUGAAUCCCUUGAAUGGAACCGAGGUUGCUGCAGAAAUGAUUCAUAGAUUUUCCAACUAUGAAAACAGUUUUACCAUUGGAAGCUCUCAUACAGUUGAUCCUUGUACCACAAUAAAGACGAGGUUCUCUGACAAUGGAAAGGUUGCAAUGCUAUGCCAGCGGGAAUGGAGGCCCAAGUCGCUGAUUACAGUUUCAGCAGAAUACGACUCAAAGGCCGUCAACGCAGCCCCCAAGUUGGGGCUUGCCCUUGCUCUCAAGCCCUGAAAUGCCCAGAUAUGCCUUUCUCUGCUUUUAAUAUUUACACAUUUGAUGGUUUCAUCACAUUGCAAUUUUUUAAACCCCACGGUGGGGUUAUUACCCAAAUCAUUUUGGAAAACUGAGAUAGCAGGUGUAUUGAUGAAUUCAUUUUGAAGAACUGGUGGGAAAAUUGAACCCAGUUUUGAAAAUAUUCAUAUAUGAUAAUGGAUCAACAUUGUCAUCAAUUUUAAAUUUUGGAAGACUUGUAUGCAAUUCAUAUCUUGAUACACUGUUCAGUGACAAUACAAUUGAUAAGUUGUCUCUGAAAUCCUCAGCUUCUUGGUGUUGGGGUUCUGAAGCUUAAUAAUCUAUUUUUUUUAAUCGGGAUUUAUCUAAUUCUUUGUUGGAUUGUGAUUA